AUUUAGGACUUCCAGGUUCCUUUUUUUACGACUAUAUAUUUUUCCCCUUUUUCUCUGUCUCUCUCUAACUUUCAUUCCGUCAUCGCCGUCGAUCAAUCCGGCGAUACACCAUUUUUUCGUAACAGUCAUCUUUGUUCUUAGUAAAUACUCCCGAUUUUAUUAUAUUGUUUUUCCGUUACGUCUGAUGCAUUUACUCACCGUCGGAUUAUUCUCGUGAUCCACGCCGACACUUUCAAGGAUUUUGAGAAGUUGACCGUGGCUUUUGCUCAGCUCAGCUUGCUUCAUCCUGCUCAUAUUUGUUCGCGAUGUCGGGGCCGCUGGAUAGAUUUGCCAGACCUUGCUUUGAGGGUUCCUCUGGAAAUGAUGAGAAAAGAGAGAGAAAAUCCGACUUUGAGAAUUCUGAGGAUGAGAGGAGGACAAGGAUUGGUUCUUUGAAAAAGAAGGCUCUGAAUGCAUCCUCUAAAUUCAAGCAUUCGCUCAAGAAGAAGAGCAGCAGAAGAAAAAGUGAUGGUAGAGUCAGCUCCGUUUCAAUUGAGGACAUUCGAGAUGCUGAGGAGCUACAGAAAGUUGAUGCGUUCCGACAGGCAUUGCUUCUGGAUGAAUUAUUGCCUGACAAAUUUGAUGAUUAUCAUAUGAUGUUGAGGUUCCUCAAAGCGAGAGGUUUCGAUGUCAAAAAAGCAAAGCAAAUGUGGUCUGAUAUGAUCCAGUGGAGGAAGGAGUUUGGCGCUGACACAGUUAUGGAGGAUUUUGAAUAUGAAGAGUUGACUGACGUUUUGAAGUAUUAUCCUCAUGGUAAUCAUGGUGUUGAUAAGGAAGGAAGACCUGUAUAUAUUGAAAGGUUGGGGAAGGUUGAUGCGAACAAGCUAAUGCAAGUUACGACAAUGGAUCGUUACGUGAGAUACCAUGUGAGGGAAUUUGAGAGAACCUUUGCCGUUAAAUUUCCUGCUUGCACAAUUGCUGCAAAAAGGCACAUUGAUUCGAGUACAACAAUCUUGGAUGUUCAGGGCAUAGGGUUAAAGAAUCUGACAAAGAGUGCGAGGGAUCUCAUCACACGGCUCCAGAAGAUUGAUGGUGACAAUUAUCCUGAGACUCUCCAUCAAAUGUUCAUUAUCAAUGCCGGUCCUGGAUUUAGAUUGCUCUGGAGUACUGUUAAAUCCUUUCUGGAUCCCAAGACGACCUCUAAGAUUCAUGUUCUUGGUUACAAGUUCCAGAGCAGGUUACUUGAAGUUAUAGAUCCCAGUGAGCUGCCAGAGUUCUUGGGUGGCACUUGUACUUGUGCUGAUGCUGGGGGUUGCCUACGCUCUGAUAAAGGCCCUUGGAAAAAUCCUGAAAUCAUGAAGAUAGUUCUUAAUGGUGAAACACGGCGUGCAAGGCAGGUGGUUAAAGUGUUGAACAGUGAUGGGAAGGUGGUUUAUGCUAAGCCUCACUAUUCCAUGGUAAGAGGCAGUGAUACUUCCACUGCCGAGUCAGGAUCUGAAGCUGAAGAUAUUGCUUCACCAAAAGCUAUUAGGACUUAUUCUCAUCUUCGCCUCACUCCUGUUCGUGAAGAGGCUAAGGCUAUGGGAACAUCGGGUUAUGUCAAUAAGCUUUCCGGAUAUGAUGAAUAUGUUCCUAUGGUGGAUAAGGCAGUUGAUUCUGGAUGGAAGAAGCAAGCACCCCUUCAAAAGCCUAACACUGUUCAAGGGAUGAUCCUGCCUGAAACUCCAAAGGCGCCACAAGGACUCCGUGCUCGAGUUUUAGCAACCCUUAUGACCUUUUUUACGGCGCUUUUUAUGUUCUUCCGUUCGGUAACUGGCCGUGUCUCGAAAAAACUUCCAGAUGCGUCGUCUAUCCAGGAUCAAAGUUCUAAAGAAUUUUCAUUUGGGGACGUAGGCAAGGAAGAUUUUCGGCCCCCUUCACCGACACCUGCAUUUAGUGAGGCAGAGCUCCUCUCUUCUGUUGUGAAAAGAUUGGGUGAGCUAGAAGACAAAGUUAGUACACUUCAAGCAAAGCCAUCUGAGAUGCCAUACGAAAAAGAGGAAUUACUGAAUGCAGCUGUUUGCAGAGUGGAUGCUCUAGAGGCGGAGUUAAUUGCAACGAAAAAGGCUCUGCAUGAAGCAUUGAUGAGGCAAGAAGAGCUGCUUGCUUACAUUGACGCUCAAGAAGAAGCCAAGUUUCGGGUAUGUUCACGAAAAUCCCUGUUUAUUAUGACAUUUUUACGUUUAACUUUGAUGCUUAGCUGUCGCUGCAUCCCCAUCCCUGGCAAAAUUCUGUUUGAAAAUUUUGGUUGUUCAAGGUGUUCUGAUUACUUUUUCCCUUUUCCGUGUCGUAUGCAGAAAAAGAAGUCUUGCUGGUGAGCUAUGAUGAGGCGAUGUUAAAAAGUUUGAUUGACCAAUGCAAUUUACAUGGUUCUUUUGUAUGAUGUUUAUCACAUGCGCACCUUUGUUGAAGGUGGCGGAUUCAUGUUGAAAUGUGAGGUGACUUGCACUUUUUGCUGUGUGAGAAAUGUAUGUAAUGUUUGUACAUCAUGUUUCAGCUACCCCGUUGAUGUUGUUUCAAAGUGUGGAAACCUUUAUCCUCUGAUCAAUGCGAAUGGUUUGAAAAUUGAGUGUACAUUGGUGACUAAAUUUUUGUUGCACUUGUGUCAUUUUGAAAACAGCCCUGC
This is a messenger RNA of Oldenlandia corymbosa var. corymbosa, 2644 nucleotides long. The record is from the annotation of a GenBank genome assembly. Lineage: Eukaryota; Viridiplantae; Streptophyta; Magnoliopsida; Gentianales; Rubiaceae.